This is a messenger RNA of Tarenaya hassleriana, 1774 nucleotides long. RefSeq lists its product as uncharacterized. The record is from RefSeq and is a predicted model, not a curated record. Bases 278 to 1606 code for a protein of 442 amino acids. NCBI's taxonomy places the organism in Eukaryota, Viridiplantae, Streptophyta, Magnoliopsida, Brassicales, Cleomaceae. The transcript has 3 exons.
CCUUUCCUCUGCGACAAAUGGCUUUUGCCUGCGAGGACAAAGGGUUGAUUUUGAUGAAUACCCUUUUGAUUUUUCUUACAGUUGAAUCAUAAAAACUCUUGCUUUGGAGUUGUGAAUGUACAGAUUCGUAUCGGCGUGGUCUUGAGUGUCUCUGAGUAAACCCGUUUGUUUGUAUUUUCAGAGAGAGAGAGAGAGGGAGAAAUUUCGAGGAACCUGCGUUGUUUAUGAUCCUCGAAUGUUUUGGGAUUUUUUUUUUGUCAGGACGCGUCUUGUGUGAAUGAAAGAGGAUUUUUUUCCAUUUCAGGUCUCUCUGUCAUUUACCAUUUUUGUUUCAAAUAUUUCCAAUCAAAUUCUCUUUCUCAUUUUACCCACCAAAAAAAAAAAAAAUCUCCUUCUCGACCUGAAAAAUAUACUCUGUUCAUGGAAGCCAUCAAUUGAUCCUUCUCAGCUUUCGUUUCUUCGAGGCGGGGACUCUCUAUCUAGCCAGCCAAAAAAACCCUUCUUCUGCAUCUUUACGAGAGACAUGGUUGAACGAAGUUACAGCUUGAACAUGUCCAGAACAAGAAUGACGGAUCUAAGGAUAGCCCUUUACGAACAGACGGAAAUCAUACAUCAACUUCAGGAGGAGUUGGAAGCGGAGAGGGAAGCGUCAGCUUCAUCAGCAAGCGAAGCUUUAGCCAUGAUACUCCGGCUGCAGAUAGAGAAGGAAAAGCUCGCAAUGGAAGCCAACCACGCCGAAAUCUCUCUGGAUUUCCUGAAGGGCUUGAUUCACCAGAAAGAACUCGAAAUCACCGCUCUUGAAUACCAAGUCCAAGCUUACAGGUUCAAGCUUUUGAGCUCGGGAUGGGGAGAUUUUCCCGGGCACGAUGAUCUUAGGUUGAAGGUGAAUAACUUGUCAUUGUAUGCACAUACAGGUGAUUCUGGUAGAAGAGUAAGUGAUACGAGAUGUGAUAUGUCUCGGAUACCGGUUCCCGAGCCAGUUUUAGAUCUCUCAGAUCCCGUGGAGAAGGGUGUUAUCGAGCAGAGCGUGGACUCGGGAAAAUAUUCGGAUAAAUUUCUUUCCGGUUCUCCUCGUGGGGAUUUGGAUCCAUACUGGGAGCAUAUAAAGAAGCUGGAUGAAAGGGUUGAAGAGAUUACAGGCUUUCGAGAUUCUUUGAUAGAGAAAUACAAGAAGCUGAAGCAAGAUUCUGUAACGGUGUCUGAGAAAGGGGAAAAGGGUGAAGAUUUUGAAAGCUGGUCGAACGAUCAAGACAUAUUUGAGGAGAAAGCUAAGGUGCCAGUGAAGAUGGUGUCAAAGCAGAAAAGGCUGGAAAAGAAACCAUCAAAACAGAUAAGAGACCGGGUACGUGUAAGUUGUUCUGUGAAUGGAGCAGAGUAUCGAGCCGAGUUGCAGAGGUUGAGAGAGAGAAUAGAGCGGCUCGAGGCGGAGAGAACAAGUGAAGUCACUGAAACCAGUGGAGAGAAGAGUUUAUGGAAGCAAAUAAAGGAAGAGUUCAUCUCGGUGAUAUCUGAAAUCAAGAUUUCGAUAACAAACAACAAGUUACGUCCCGGGGAAAACCCGUCUCCCCGUACCCUUCAAGAGGCAAUGCUUCACUUCUGGUUCUGAAACUCUUUAACUCAUAUUUCUGCAAACAGAGAGGGUGAGAUUCAACGAGUCUGAAGAAUGUGAUUGAUAUUGUUAUUUUGUUUUUUCUUUCAUCUGUGUUGUUUUCUAUAAAGGAAUAUCCAUAUAUGAUGUAUAUAACGUAUAUGUAUCGACAUGAUUCUGAGUUUU